Corythoichthys intestinalis (scribbled pipefish) is the source of this 3503-nucleotide messenger RNA. It is a transcript of the gene mgat4b, whose product is annotated as alpha-1,3-mannosyl-glycoprotein 4-beta-N-acetylglucosaminyltransferase B. The transcript is spliced from 15 exons. Lineage: Eukaryota; Metazoa; Chordata; Actinopteri; Syngnathiformes; Syngnathidae. Gene Ontology annotation, biological process: protein N-linked glycosylation. The record is from RefSeq and is a predicted model, not a curated record. Gene Ontology annotation, cellular component: endoplasmic reticulum-Golgi intermediate compartment; Golgi stack; endoplasmic reticulum. Gene Ontology annotation, molecular function: acetylglucosaminyltransferase activity. The coding region runs from base 130 to 1773 and encodes 547 amino acids.
UUCUGACUCGCAGCUGCUGCUCACGUAUCAACAGCACGCCUCGCCUCGCCUCGCCUCGCCUCCCUCCCCCAACCUGUCCUUUGGCCUCCCCCCUCCGAUUGCGGACAUGCUUUUGCUGGUGAGGGGGAGAUGAGGUUCCGACAUGUGUCCUUUUUGACGCUCGUUUUGUUGGGACUGUGCGGGCUGGUCUCGCUGUCUUGGUACACCGCCUUUAGCAGCUCCAGAGGAGAUGCGGUGGACAUCUACCAGAGAGAGUUCCUGGCCUUGAGGGAACGCCUACGCUCGGCCGAGCGGGAGAACUUGCGGCGCUCCAAAGAGCUCAACCUGGUCCUGGAUGAGAUCAAGAGGAUCAUCGCUGAGAAACAGGCCCUGCGGGACGUCAACAGGACCUGGAGCAGCCUCUCCGAGGAGACCAGGAUGAAGUUGUGGAACGUCAGCGCUAGCAAGAAUUACCUUCAACUUCCCUCCGUCCUGAAUCAUCUUCCUCACCUCGUCAACAGAGAAGACAGCCUGCAGCCCGCCGUCCACGUGGGACAAGGACGCACCGGAGUUUCCAUAGUGAUGGGCGUCCCCAGCGUGAAAAGGGAGGUGCACUCCUACUUGGCGGACACGCUCAGCUCUCUGAUGUCACAACUCAGCGCCACCGAGAAGGACGACUGCGUCAUCGUCGUCCUCGUCGCCGAGGCAGACCAUCAGUACGCCCUGAGUGUGGCCCAGAACCUUCAGCUCCUUUUCCCCUCAGAGAUCCAGUCGGGCUUGUUGGAGGUGGUCUCACCGUCUCUCCACUUCUAUCCGGACUUCUCCCACCUCCGCGAGUCCUUCGGAGACCCCAAGGAGAGAGUCAGGUGGCGCACCAAGCAAAACCUCGACUACUGUUUUCUAAUGAUGUACGCGCGCACCAAAGGGACAUACUAUGUGCAGCUAGAAGACGACAUCGUGGCGCGACCCUCCUACUUGAGCACCAUGAAGAACUUUGCCUUGCAGCAGCCUUCGGAGGAAUGGAUGAUUCUGGAAUUCUCUCAGCUGGGUUUCAUCGGGAAGAUGUUCAAGUCUUCUGACUUGUCUCUGAUCGUGGAGUUCAUGUUGAUGUUCUACAAGGACAAACCCAUCGACUGGCUACUGGAUCACAUCAUGUGGGUCAAAGUCUGCAACCCGGAAAAGGAUGCGAAACACUGCGAUCGACAAAAAGCCAACCUGAGGAUUCGCUUCAAGCCGUCGCUCUUCCAGCACGUGGGAACGCACUCAUCGCUCGCCGGGAAAAUACAGAAACUCAAGGACAAAGACUUUGGCAAGCAGACGCUCCGCAAGGGACACGCCAACCCGCCGGCUGAGGUCAGCACCAGUCUCAAGACGUACCAGCGUUAUACACUGGAGAAGGCCUACCUGGGGGAGGACUUCUUCUGGGCCUUCACCCCCGCGGCAGGCGACUUUAUCCGGAUACGCUUCUUUACGCCCGUGAGGGUCGAGAGGUAUUUCUUCCGUAGCGGGAACGCGGAACACCCGGGAGACAAACUAGUCAACGCGUCAGUGGAGGUUCUUCCGUUCGACAACAUUCAGGCUGACAGAGAAGCUUUGGCGGACAGGAAGGACAUAAGCCACAAAUACCAUCGCACAGAAGAUGGAUUCAUUCCCAUUGGAAUGUUCCAGAAAGGCAUCGCAGAAGGUGAGGUGGAUCCCAAUUUCGGACCCUUGGAGGCCAUCCGCCUGACGGUCAUCAGCGACUCUCCAGUUUGGAUCAUCCUCAGUGAGAUUUUCAUCAAGAAAAUGGAUUGAGUGAGCGAAACAGCUAGCAAGCCAAUGAGUAAAGAGCCUCCCUACUUCCAUGGUGCCGCAGCGCCACCCUCUGGUCUGGUGGACACACGCGUGCAUGAGGUCCCGGCGAAACAAACGUCUAACGAUGACGGGGAAAGUGAGACGUGCCGCUCGAUCUGGACGCCUCAUCGAUACCCACAACCCUUUGCUGAGACCCACAUGCUAACUGACGGCGGCGACCUUCCUCAGCUUUCGUGUUGGAGUCGUGUGACUUCCUGUGUGCCUUGGCGAGGCUGCUUACCGACUGAAUUGAUGGACUGACCGACCGAUCGCCUGAGAGAACAUGGGCCCUGGGAACAAAUCCAGCAUAGGAUGGUUCCUGUACCAGCAAAACCAGUAUCAAAACUAGUGUUGCACCGAUUUUUUGGCUCCUGGUACCGAUUCCGACACCCGGGUGAUGUGGUUUCGGUCGAUAGCGAUAGUGUACUGAUACCAUGGUAUCAUGCUAAUUGUCAUGUCAUUGACGGCGCUAGACAUCCAAUCGACUUAAAGUCGAAGGGUUGGCAGCGAAUGAACGAACUUCAUUCGCUGCCAACCCUUCGACUUUAAGGGAUUGGAUGUCUAGCGACCAAAGACACACCUGACACAACUGACUGAAGGACGCCAUUUGGACGCCCGUUCCCAAUGAACACUUUGCUGUACUUUGUACAUGCUCCAAGUACUACUUUGGAGAAAUGACUCCGCUUUAGAGAGGUACUUUUUGUGUACUGGAUACUUUUUUUUUUUACUCUUAUGUGACGUAUGUUUUAUUGUCAUAAAAAACAGCUGAUGAAAAUAAUAAAUUAAUAAAAGUAUCAAUAUCAUUCAUGCCUUCACGUCGUAUUCAAGUUGAAUGUACAGUUUGCCCUGUUUUUUUUUAGUGGCGGGAAUUUUUUUUUUUUUUUUUUAUGUGGCGAGAAUGGGUUUACAUCAUUUUAUUUUAUUAUAAUUUUAAUUUUAUGUUAAAAAUUGUGGAAAAAACAACAGAAACGUGUCUUACAUUUUUAUUUAUUUCGUUAUGUUUCGCUCCUUCAUGUAGUAUUCAAGCUGAAUGUACAGUUUUCCCUGUUUUUUUUUUAGUGGCGGGAUUUUUUUUUUUUUUUUUUAUGUGGCGAGAAUGGGCUUACAUCAUUUUAUUUUAUUAUAAUUUUAAUUUUAUGUUAAAAAUUGUGGAAAAAACAACAGAAACGUGUCUUACAUUUUUAUUUAUUUCGUUAUGUUUCGCUCCUUCAUGUAGUAUUCAAGCUGAAUGUACAGUUUUCCCUGUUUUUUUUUUCUAGUGGCGGGAAUGUUUUUUUUUUUUUUUUGUAAGUGGCGAGAAUGGGCUUACAUCAUUUUAUUUUAUUAUAAUUUUAAUUUUGUGUUAAAAAUUGUGGAAAAAAACAACCGAAAUCGUGUCUUUCGUUUUUAUUUAUUUAGUUAUGUGUCGCUCCUUCAUGUAGUAUUCAAGCUGAAUGUACAGUUUUCCCUGUAUUUUUUUAGUGGCGGGAAUUUUUUGUUUUUUUGUAAGUGGUCAGAAUGGGCUUACAUAAUUUUAUUUUAUUACAACUUUAAUUUUAUGUUAAAAAUUGUGGGGAAAAAAACAACCGAAACGUGUCUUUCAUUUUUAUUUAUAUAGUUAUGUUUCACUCCUUCGUGUCGUAUUCAAGUUGAAUGUACGUACAGCUUGCCCUGUUUUUUCCAGUGGCGGGAAUGUUUUUUUUUUUUUUUUU